Molecule: messenger RNA, 1464 nt
Organism: Varanus komodoensis (Komodo dragon)
Lineage: Eukaryota; Metazoa; Chordata; Lepidosauria; Squamata; Varanidae
Gene: CD2BP2
Product: CD2 cytoplasmic tail binding protein 2
Exons: 7
Coding region: 142-1260 (372 amino acids)
Cellular component (GO): U5 snRNP
Molecular function (GO): protein binding
Source: RefSeq, a predicted model, not a curated record
CGCCGGAAAAAGGGGGGAAAUGUCACCGUCCCUCUGACGCCAUUUCCUCUUCGAGUGGUGGCGGGACCCGGAUGUUGAUUCCUCCGCCGUGGUGGUUGCAGAGUUGGGGUGCUGUUGGGGUUUAAACUGCUUAGAGCUACAAUGUCGAAACGCAAGGUGACCUUUGAGGAUCAAGGUGAUGAGAAUGAAGAGGAAAUGAGUUUGCCAAAAAAAAAGCUGGUAGAGCCUGCCAUUGGGGGGCCAGGCAGCCGCUUCAAGGGGAAGCAUUCCUUGGACAGUGAUGAGGAGGAGGAGGAUGAAGAAGAUGAAGGGCAAGGAAGUAAAUAUGACAUCCUUGCUUCAGAUGAUGUGGAAGGGCAGGAAUCAGCCACUAUUGACUAUGAGGAUGGUGUACGGAUCACCCCAUUCAAUUUGCAGGAGGAGAUGGAAGAGGGUCAUUUUGAUUCAGAGGGCAACUAUUUUUUGAAGAAAGAGGCAAUGAUCCGGGAUAAUUGGUUGGAUAACAUUGACUGGGUCAAGAUAAAGGAGCAGCCUCCGGGUCGGAAGAAGCCUCCUUUAGAUUCUGUGGAUGGUGAGGAGGAGGAGGAAGAAGAUGACCUUGAAGUUGGCCAGGCACCUUUGGACAAGAAAGAACUGUUGAAAGGGAUGGUGGAUUUGGUGCUACCUGGUGAGACAGUGGCUAGAGCCAUUCAGAGGCUGGGAGACAAGGGUGGGCCAAAGGGCAGCGGGCGCCAGCGGAAGCCCUGGAGCCGCCUCAAGGCAGAGGAUGCAGAACCACCUGAGGAAGGUGAUUCCCAGAAACCUGGGUCACCCGAGCGGAAAGAACGGCUCGAGCGCCUGUCAGGCCUGGCCGAUCAGAUGGUGGCGCGGGGCGUGUACGAGAUUUACCAGGAGACCCGGGAGAAGCUGGCGCUGAGGCUGCGGGCACUGGAGCAGCCUCCUGCAGCACCGUCUACCGCUGAACCCGAGCUCGAUAUGUUUGCCGAGGAUAUUGAUGAAGCAAAACUAGUGGAGAAGGCACCGGCAGCGGUGAGUGAGGGGCAGCAGCAGGAUGAUGACAACGUUCUCUCUGAGGUGAUGUGGGAGUAUAAAUGGGAGAACACAAACACCUCCGAACUCUACGGCCCCUUCAGCAGCUCACAGAUGCAGGACUGGGUUUCCCAAGGCUAUUUCCCUGAUGGGGUGUACUGCCGGAAGGCUGAUAACUCUGAGGGCCAGUUUUACAAUUCCAAGCGCAUUGAUUUUGAUCUGUAUACGUGAUCGGAACCUGCCUCCCGCCCCAUGGAACACAACAGGUGGAACUCAGUGCAGUGGCAGACUGAAAGAACUUGCCGGACUUUAGGGGGUGGGGGCCUGGAAAGGGGUGUGUGUGUGUGUGUGUUUGCAGAGGGGGAAGAGCUUUGAUUCACCAUCAAAUUCUGAGGAUGUUUAAGUUUUUGUGAGAAAUAAAGUAUCAAACUUAAA